CGUCAAUUCGCGGUAUCGACACGCAUCUUGCGUGAUGAGAAUCGUGUUGAAGACAGUUAUCAUGAUUUUAUGCUAAUGGAUGAGCGCGGUCCAAAUGCACACACAACUGCACGUGUCAUGAGUGAUGAUGGCAUAGAACUCUUUAAUUUGAUUGACCAAAAUGCAGUUGGUUGCUGGCAUUCGUCGAUGCCAUACGCACCAGAAUAUCACGGUAUUGUUGAUCGUGAUGAUGUGGGCUUAGUUUUUCCAGCUGACGUAAAAAUUGAUGAGAAUAAAAAUGUUUGGGUGCUGUCUGAUCGUAUGCCAGUAUUUCUUCUAUCUGAUUUGGAUUAUAAGGAUGUCAACUUCCGCAUAUAUAAUGCACCGUUGAGUUCACUUGUAGAAAACACCGUUUGCGAUAUACGUAAUAAUGGCUAUGUACCUCAACCUACUGUUGUUAUUCCAAAGCAACGUCCUGUGUAUAAACAAUACGUCAGCGACAUAACUAAAAACACAGUCACUACACCUGUUAUUAUAGGCACUCGUUCAUAUUUGUCACCAUCUUCAAAUAUUGAUUACGGCGAGAAGACCAUACCAAGUGCUUAUGUCUUCAAUCAGCAUAAUGGACUUAGUUACGAAACCAAUGGACCACAUCUAUUUCCGUUGCAGGAUAAAGAAGGCCUAAAGAACUAUGUUACCUCUCGCAAUUCAAACUGGUGGCGUCAUCAUCACUUGAGUUAAGAAUAGCAAUGGAACAUUGUUUUGGAAGUCUUACAAACUCAUUUCAUUUGCAUUAAAUUAUAUUUAGAAGACUUCUCUCUUUUAGUCUACAAUUUUCUUUGCAUUUUAACCAAAUCUUUUAUAAUUAAUACAAAUAUUUCAAUAAUUGUUAAAGUCGAAAUUUAUAUAUCAAGUCCGAGUCCUUAACAAUCUUCAUAUCAAAUGACUAUUUAUGCUAUUCAUAAUCUAAGCUACAUUUUACGUGUAAAUACUCAACCUAAUUUAUAAACCAAAAUACCUGUAAGUGCCUUUUGCUCUGUGCUCAUCAAUAAGUUAAUUUUUGUGUUAAUUUAAA
Molecule: messenger RNA, 1054 nt
Organism: Teleopsis dalmanni
Lineage: Eukaryota; Metazoa; Arthropoda; Insecta; Diptera; Diopsidae
Product: protein yellow-like
Exons: 1
Cellular component (GO): extracellular region
Source: RefSeq, a predicted model, not a curated record